UUCCCAGACUUUCGGUAACCAAUUAUCAUUGGACGCUCAAGCCGCACAACUUCUUAACAUAAAACAGCCACACAACAAGGCUUACAAAGCUAUCAUAAAAAGACGAAACUCUUGCCACAACCAACCAAUGGACCAACUAUGA
This is a messenger RNA of Racocetra persica, 142 nucleotides long. The record is from the annotation of a GenBank genome assembly. NCBI's taxonomy places the organism in Eukaryota, Fungi, Glomeromycota, Glomeromycetes, Diversisporales, Gigasporaceae.